AUGCCUCUGGAUCUUCCGGGUCUCUACUGGGAUGAAGAGAAGAAGAGGUACUUCCCCAUAUCGUCCAAACCAGCCGGCGCCGUUUCAAGGCCCAUCCCACCUUCCGCGCGUAAUGACAACCGACAAAGGCCGCGUCCGCGUCCAAGGACACACGGAGCAGAAUCCGAUUCGGACACUCCUCCAUCGAAACGACACCAUGCAGGGUCUUCAGCCAGAACCAGCACUACGUGGGACGUAUGGAACGGAUUUCGGGAGUCCGCGCUGAGCCUCCAGCGGGGCCGGUCCAAGCAGUACGCAUAUUUCGCUCUGCAUUCUCAAGAAGAGUUCCAGUUCAUGCGUUGCUGCAGUAAGAUACGUGCACAGCAGCUUUCGGAUUGCAAGCUUGAUCAGGCGAGUGCACCCGUGUCACUGGGUGGUCUCGCCGUAGGAUUGUGCACGAGGGGACCUCCAAAAGACAAGAAAAUCCUUGUCGGUGACAUCACCGGCUGGUUGUAUUCCAUUGAAACAAAGGACCCCGAGGUAGCGAUGCCCGAGUUCGGUGUUCGAUCGCAGGUAAGUGCCACCACAGCGGUGACCUCGUUAGGACCUCCCGGCGCUCGUCUCCUCGUCGCCCGAGAAGAUAUGAUGGAGACAUGGAUAAUACGCGUACUCCCACCGAAGAUAUGCGCCGACGUGUGGUGCGGUGAAGCCCACGGACGGAAGGCAACCCUCGGUGGCCGUAAAGCCGCGUUGUACUUUCCGGACGCAGCCGAGAGGGACGAAUACACACGCAUACCCCGCACCAGCGAUGUGCUGGCCAUGUGCCAACAGAACGAGCACAUCACCUACCUAGGGAUGCGCAACGGAAUCGUGGAUCGUUGGGAUUCUCGCGAAUCCGUGGGCAAGACCGACCUUCUCGUGAACAUGACGGCGGCUCGACCUCCCUCUAGCAGUAACUGGGGUCUCGCCAGCGCCUCCGUCGACUACCUGCGCGUCGUUCACGAAAACGCACUAUUGGUUCGGACCAUGCGUGGAGACCUAGAGACUCACGACUUGCGGUUUAUACGCGGCAACACACCAUUGCUGCAGUUCUGCGGUCACCCUCAAACUGUCGACACGAAACUGGGCAUCACCGUGGAUCCGGGAGAAGAUUUCCUGUUCGCAGGUGCCACAGACCGCAAGCUUCCCAUCUGGUCUUUGCGCACAGGCGAGCCACUGCCUUCACCAGUGUGCCCCGCGAACGACAUGAACAUCCAGCCGGUUCGGGUGAUGGAGAUUGUCGAAGAGGACGAUGGGAUGUACAUUUGGAUGGCGCGAGGCGGUAGGGUCAACCGAGUCCUGUUGGGGCCGCGCGGAUUGUUCUUCAGUGUUCCCGAGCCGGAUCGCAGUACUGAUACUAUUCUGUCGUCAUCGUAG
Molecule: messenger RNA, 1395 nt
Organism: Epithele typhae
Lineage: Eukaryota; Fungi; Basidiomycota; Agaricomycetes; Polyporales; Epitheliaceae
Exons: 7
Coding region: 1-1395 (464 amino acids)
Cellular component (GO): Cul4-RING E3 ubiquitin ligase complex
Molecular function (GO): protein binding
Source: RefSeq, a predicted model, not a curated record